Messenger RNA from Manduca sexta (tobacco hornworm), 2239 nucleotides. RefSeq lists its product as uncharacterized. Bases 160 to 1347 code for a protein of 395 amino acids. Gene Ontology annotation, biological process: ubiquitin-dependent protein catabolic process; protein ubiquitination. The transcript has 4 exons. Gene Ontology annotation, cellular component: cytosol; ubiquitin ligase complex. NCBI's taxonomy places the organism in Eukaryota, Metazoa, Arthropoda, Insecta, Lepidoptera, Sphingidae. Gene Ontology annotation, molecular function: ubiquitin protein ligase activity. The record is from RefSeq and is a predicted model, not a curated record.
CGCCCGCCGGCGUUCGCUAAAUGCGCAUUCGUGUAACAGAAGUCGAACAACACAGAGGUUUCUAUCACGAAUUUACAGAUUUAAUUUACAAUCGAAUUAAAUCAAAACUGUACACAGUGGUCCUCAUAAAUUGUGUUUAGUUAUAAUUAAGUUUAAACAAUGGGUAUGAUCUCAAGAGUGCGCGGGAGAAUUAGAAGUGAUUCGUUCUCGAAGAUUCACACAAUCAAAUCAGAAGAUAAAAUAGCCAACAUUGUAUGGCUACUAUCUCUGGUGUUCUUGCUGCCGUAUUGGGCGCCUCGCGGAUUGCUCGUGGCGCUCGGAGGCGCGUGGCUGAUGGCAGCCUACACAUGUCUCGUGGUGCCAGUUCUCAUCUCAGCUAACUACCGGUAUCCGGCGAGGUGGUAUCCAGCAGUGGCCAAAAUGGCUAGAAAAACAGCAAGAAAAUUGAGAGCGCCAUUUGUUUUCAUCUUAACUAUCCUUAAAACGGCGUAUGCACCAUUGGAAAGAUCAGAGAAACUCUUUCUGCAGAUGAAUAAUUUGUCUACUAUGAUAAGUCAGCUGCUGAUGUUCACAGCAUGCGACCGACUCCUGGUAUCACAAGGCAGACUCACCUCUCUAUAUUCUCUUAUGUUCUACAACGUUAUCACCUAUUCAGUCAGCUAUGUUAGAGAAAUAUGCACAAAAGAAGACUGGUCUCCAUACGUGAACGUCACUCGACAUUCCCGCGUCAAGCACCUUGCUAUGUCUGCCACCAAAAUAGUACUCGAGUGGACAAAAGCUGUCACAUUCAUCGUCACUAUAACGUUUGUUCUUCUCACCCUUGGUUUGGAACAAGGUUUGGAACAUUACCGACCCACAGCGCUAUACACUGCCAUCACUGGAACGUAUUAUCUUCUAUCAGAAAGAACUUUCUUAGAGCUGUGGCCGAUAGCUCUGUCCGCUUUUAAAUUGGAGAGGUUGGAAGGAAUGGAGGCAUUAUAUUGUGGUCUUUGGUCAAGAGGAGUGACGACGGCACUGGCCGUGCCUUUAGUGCCAGCAUUAAUGUGGUACGAACGAUGGAGACUAGCAUUUCUGGUUUUAUACAUUUGUGUAUUCGUUCACGGGAAAUACCGUCUUGGUGAAGCGCUGAAGAAAAUAAGGGAAGCGCGCGGCUCAUUAGCUAAAUUCAGACGGGCAACGCCAGAGGAGCUGGCUACUCUAGAAGAUGUUUGCGCAGUUUGUUUGGGCACCAUGAAAUCGGCCCGUGUAACGCCAUGUGCCCAUUUCUUCCACGCCGAUUGUUUAAGAAGGUGCCUCGCUACAUCCGACAGGUGCCCCAUAUGUGUCAGGCCGUAUGUGUUUUGCUGACAGACAUAAUUUGGAUACUCGGAUAAGACUGCUUAGAGCGCUUGAAAUUAAUUUCAAAACUCGACUGAAUGCUGAAAUGAUUUCGAAGUUAUGAGUGUGGUUCAUGUUCCAAAAUUACCCAUCUAUGCAUGUUCAUUGCAGAAAGAAGUUACGAUUAUUUUUUCAAAGAUAAAAUUUCAAUAUACAUAGGUAGUAUUUAAACAAUAAGUAUCACUUUUGUAUUACAAUACCUACUAAAUAAUACUACUUAAAUUGUGUGUGAUGUAUUAACUGAUGAAUAUAGAAUUCAAAACAAUUCCAAAGGUAUCUCUUCGUAUUCUAGUUCAUUAAAAUACAGGUCUUAGUUAGAAAACUACUGGGUCACUUCGUUUUUAAACAAGGCUAAACUGAGUUACCCAUUCCCUGUGGAUUUUGGGCGGGCGCUUAGAAAGCUAAAUUUGUAGCAGGCAAAAAAACUUCAGAGUUUUUAAGAUUUUCUUUUUUAAGAAAUUGACAUUUUUAGAUUUCGGACACAUUAAACCCUCUUUCUGUAACCAAGCCGCGUAGUAAAACGAUUAUUGUAACCAAAUUAAUAUUUCUAAUAUUUGUAUUAUUUUGUGAUUUAGGCUUUAAUAUUUAAAUGCGAUAAAUGUUUUUUACGUAAUUAAUAGCAACAUGUAUUUUGUAAUAUUGUUAUUUGUGCUAGCUUUUUUAUUAGUUGUUUAAAAAGUAUAUCGUUCAGCCUUGUAAUAUGUUAAUUUAAAUACGAAUAAAAUGCAUGUGUUUAAAGUACGUACACGUUGACUUAGCUUGUUCUAAAGUUUCGACUAUAUUUAAAUUACCCACAUACUCUUCGGGUCCAACUGUACUAUCGAUAUUUUAUACAAUAAAUGAACAACGAAAUGUUGUAGCC